CGGCGGGCCAAUAGCCCCCGACCGUAGCCGAGGACCGUCGCGGUCCGAGGCGCCCAUUGUAGGAGGCGUCCGGAGGGCGGAGCCCACUCCAGGUUGAGGGGUCGACGGGCAGAGAAGCGCGGCGGAGUUGCGGCGCGGAAGUCCAACGUGGCGGCUCUUGAAACUACCGUUCUGCGCUGAGCGACCAUGGCGGUGCUGACGGUUCUUCUGCACGGCGGCCCCCGCGGGCGCAGCCCCCUGCUUCAGAGGCUGAUGCAGGAAAUAAGAUAUAUGAAGCGAAGUUAUGUAGUAAAACCCACACUGAAUGAAGUGGUCAUAGUAAGUGCCAUAAGAACACCCAUUGGAUCCUUUCUGAGCAGCCUUUCCUCACUGCCAGCCACUAAACUUGGUACCAUUGCAAUUCAGGGAGCCCUUGAAAAAGCAGGGAUUCCAAAAGAAGAAGUGAAAGAAGUAUACAUGGGUAAUGUUCUACAAGGGGGUGAAGGACAAGCCCCUACAAGGCAAGCAGUACUGGGUGCAGGCUUACCUAUUUCUACUCCAUGCACCACCAUAAACAAAGUCUGUGCUUCAGGAAUGAAAGCUAUCAUGAUGGCAUCUCAGAAUCUGAUGUGUGGACAUCAGGAUGUGAUGGUGGCAGGUGGAAUGGAGAGUAUGUCCAAUGUUCCAUAUGUGAUGAACAGAGGAGCAACACCAUAUGGUGGAGUCCAGCUCGAAGAUUUGAUCGUAAAAGAUGGGCUAACAGAUGUCUACAAUAAAAUACACAUGGGAAACUGUGCUGAGAAUACUGCAAAGAAGCUUAAUAUUUCACGAGAUGAACAGGAUACUUACGCUAUUAACUCCUACACCAGAAGUAAAGCAGCAUGGGAAGCAGGAAAAUUUGGAAAUGAAGUUAUUCCUGUCACAAUUUCAGUAAAAGGUAAGCCAGAUGUAGUAGUGAAAGAAGAUGAAGAAUAUAAACGUGUGGAUUUUAGCAAAGUUCCGAAGCUGAAGACAGUUUUCCAAAAAGAAAAUGGCACAGUAACAGCUGCCAAUGCUAGCACACUGAAUGACGGAGCAGCUGCUGUGGUUCUUAUGACCACAGAUGCAGCCAAGAGGCUCAAUGUUAAACCACUGGCAAGAGUAGCAGGAUUUGCUGACGCUGCUGUAGAACCUAUUGAUUUCCCAAUUGCACCUGCACAUGCAGUACCUAAGGUUCUUAAAAAUGCAGGAUUGAAAAAAGAAGAUGUUACAAUGUGGGAAGUAAAUGAAGCCUUUAGUGUGGUUGUACUAGCAAACAUUAAAAUGCUAGGGAUUGAUCAUCAAAAAGUGAAUAUCAACGGAGGAGCUGUUUCUCUGGGACAUCCAAUAGGGAUGUCUGGAGCCAGGAUUGUCAUUCAUAUGGUUCAUACUUUGAAGCAAGGAGAAUACGGUCUUGCCAGUAUUUGCAAUGGAGGAGGAGGUGCUUCUGCCAUGCUGAUUCAAAAGCUGUAGACAAAUCUUUAUGCAAACACAAAGACAUGCUGUAAUGAAUUUGACUACCCUGGGCCAGCUUAUUG
This is a messenger RNA of Trichechus manatus latirostris (Florida manatee), 1535 nucleotides long. RefSeq names its product acetyl-CoA acetyltransferase 1 (gene ACAT1). The record is from RefSeq and is a predicted model, not a curated record. The transcript has 12 exons. Lineage: Eukaryota; Metazoa; Chordata; Mammalia; Sirenia; Trichechidae. Bases 187 to 1470 code for a protein of 427 amino acids. Gene Ontology annotation, biological process: fatty acid beta-oxidation. Gene Ontology annotation, molecular function: acetyl-CoA C-acetyltransferase activity. Gene Ontology annotation, cellular component: mitochondrion.